This is a messenger RNA of Periconia digitata, 2426 nucleotides long. The record is from the annotation of a GenBank genome assembly. NCBI's taxonomy places the organism in Eukaryota, Fungi, Ascomycota, Dothideomycetes, Pleosporales, Periconiaceae.
UUUCGAGUGCCAAUGGCGUGAGGCUUCCAAGUUCGAGGCCUUUGUCAUUUCUCAACGCUUCGGCAUGUCGUUCAAGCGAUAGCCACGUAGGGCUGGGGCUGGGAUACGGGUGCUGUGCAGAACGCGGGCGUUUCGCAAAAUCAAUAAUCCUGGGGGGUGGCGGGGAGCGUUGCAAUGCUGAAACGCUUCAACGGCACAUAGUCGCGAUAGGAUGUUUCUCAGAAAUUGCCGACGGCCGGUACCUACAGAAGGGUGUUUACGUAGGCGUCAUCCACUAUCCCCGGGAGGGUUGUUGGAUUUGUAUACGAGGAACAAUUCGACGUGCAACUCGGAAGAGCUACAUACAUGGGCAUGUAGGUUCUGGAUCCAUUGCGUGGCCUGGAUCAGUUCUUGAGCGAUAUUCCGCAAUUGCAUAAAGGGAUGUGUCGAUGCUGAAACAGAGUUGCUAAGCUUUGCCGCCCCUGUUUAAUGCCCGGCCCGGCGCUCCCCACUAUUCCACAGGCUGCCCGUAACUUCGUAAGCCAACUCAAGCAUUACGCGUAGCAAGUAUCGACCAUCCGUACAUCCUCGUCCUAUCAACCAGUGCUCAGAGAUCCCAUCUGUUUACUUUUGGCAGUCGAUUAGCCACACUCGACACAAUGCUGGUCCCACACCUCGCCUCUCAUACGCAUGUGAAGCCUCGCCACGCCCUGGAAGCCUCUCAAACCGAAGGCCCACCAAGACUUUUGUUUGCUCAGCCUGCCGCUGGGAUUUGACGCCGCCGAUGUCUUGUCCAAACGGCUCACGAGCUUAGCCUUCCUCGAGAGCUUGUUCAUGCAUCACCAACUGUCUUGGCCAUAGCAUGGUUUCACUCAAAUUUCAUACUAUGGAUCCUCUCCAUCUUAACAUGGUAUCACCAUUGAUCUUCUCCAUUUAAGUCUCUUCAUUUCCACUUUCCCAUUAUUUUUGUUCUUCACCCUUCCCCCCAGGCCGAGCCUUCUUCUUCAUUCUUCGCGAGGGAUCUGUAGCUUGAUUGCUAUAAUCUUCUCUUUUCCUUUUCUUCUCUUCUCCACUCUCUUCCGUUCGAUCCCCGUGUUUUCUCAGACCAACCCACAUUCUUUUUCACGGUAAACACGUUGAACGUCACCGCUGCCGGUCAGCAUUAUUCCAAUAUGGCUACUCUCCGGCUCUUUCUCUUCGUUGCUUUGUUGGUCGCCUUUGUGCUUGCCGCCCCGGCCCCAGCCAGGGUGCAGAAGCGUUCCUUCAGAGUCCCACGGAGUUUGAACAGGGCGCACCCAAGGGGUCUCAAUGGCCGCGAUGCUAUGCGCAAGGUACUUACCAAGUACAGCUCCAACGGUGGUUUCAUCUCGAACCACAAGGUCAGCGCCAUGCUUGAGGGCCUCCGCAAAGCAGCGAGCAACGGAACCGCGGGAAACAACACUGGCACGGUUGCUGCCAAUCCUGAGCAGAAUGCCGCUCUUUUCUUGUCUCCUGUCGAUAUCGGAGGUCAGACUUUGAACUUGGACUUCGAUUCUGGUUCCUCCGACUUGUGGGUCUUCAGCACUGAUUUGCCCGCUCAGUCCAUCGGCCAGCAUUCCGCCUUUGAUGCUUCCAAGUCAACCACCUUCAAGAAGAUGACUGGUGCUCAGUUCAAAAUCAGUUAUGGUGAUGGGUCCGGUGCUGCGGGUACCGUUGGUAUGGACAAGGUCACUAUCGGUGGUGUGUCCGUGGAUAACCAGGCUGUCGAGCUUGCGAGCGCCGUGUCUCAAUCUUUCGUUGAGGACACCAACACUGAUGGCCUUGUUGGUCUUGCAUUCUCCAAACUCAACACUGUCAACGAUGGUACCAAGAAGAUCCCCCAGAAGACAUUCUUCGACAACGUGAUGGGCAACCUUGACUUGCCCGUCUUCACUGCCGAUCUUGAUCCCGAUGGCACUGGCGUCUAUGAGUUUGGCAAGAUCGACUCGACCAAAUUCGUUGGCGACAUGGCCUGGAUUCCCGUCAACUCCAGCUCAGGCUUCUGGCAAUUCCCCUCUGCCAAAUUCUCUGUCAACGGCAAAGUGGUCGACAACCCGGGCGCUUCCCAGGCCAUUGCCGACACCGGCACAUCGCUCCUCCUCGUCGACCAGAACGUCGCUGAGACCUACUAUUCUCAAGUCCAGGGAGCACAGCUCAACGCCCAAGUUGGUGGUUUCAUCUACCCUUGCAGUGCUAAACUGCCCGACAUGGCUGUCGCCAUUGGUGACACUUACAUGGCAAAGAUCCCCGGUAACCAGAUCACUUUCGCCGCCGUCGACAGGGCAAACACCACCUGCUUCGGUGGUAUUCAAGGAAACCAGGGCGCUGGUCUCCAGAUCUAUGGUGACACAAUGUUCAAGGCUCAGCUCGUAGCUUUCAACGGUGGCAACUCUUCAGUCGGCUUCGGCGAGAAGCCACCUGUUGCAUAG